Molecule: messenger RNA, 516 nt
Organism: Rhodotorula graminis WP1
Lineage: Eukaryota; Fungi; Basidiomycota; Microbotryomycetes; Sporidiobolales; Sporidiobolaceae
Exons: 6
Coding region: 1-516 (171 amino acids)
Cellular component (GO): cytosol
Molecular function (GO): cytidine deaminase activity; zinc ion binding
Source: RefSeq, a predicted model, not a curated record
AUGGUCGCCUACACGCCCCUACCGCUCUCGGCCUCGCAGCGCAAAGAGCUCAUCGCUUCUGCCCUCUCCGCUCGCGACGCCUCGUACUCGCCGUACAGCAAGUUCCGCGUCGGGGCGUGCCUCCUCACCGAUGCGGGCCAGUUCGUCAAGGGCGCCAACGUCGAGUGCGCGAGCUACGGCGGCGCCAUCUGCGCCGAGCGCACCGCCGUCGUCAAGGCCGUCUCGAGCGGCACCAAGCGCUUUGUCGGCCUCGCCGUCACGUCCGACGUCGACGGCAUGGUGAGCCCGUGCGGUAUCUGUCGCCAGGUCCUGCGCGAGUUCUGCCCGCUCGAGAUGCCCGUCCUCCUUGUGCCUGCCUCGUACGAGGAGGGCAAGACGGGGACGACGACGGCCGUCGAAGCCGAGAAGGGCAACACGCAGGGCGUCGUCGUCGAGACGACCAUGGGCGAGCUCCUCCCGCUCUCGUUCGGCCCCGACGACCUCGAGAAGCCGCGAACGGGCGCAGGCAGCUCGUAG